AUGGGUCCAACCCUCGCCUUUAACCAUGACCAAAACCUUUUUGCUUUGCAGAUCACAUCAAACAUUGAUCAGUUGGCAAUCAUAUGUCUGGUGAUAACGAUCGUGUCAUACGAAACGCAAUUCAUACGAAGCGAUGAGGAAAACGAGUGGAGACGACGGAUGGGUGAAGAGAAACGCCGACAAAAACUACUGAAAACAUUGAGAUCUUCAUCACAGGAGACGAGGACUACGACCACAACAAUAGCCAUCGGUUCCCAUAAUUGCAACAAAAUCGACGCUUUGAUUGACUCGACAGCACAUAUCAUCGACAAUGACCUCAACCAACAGAUUUUGGACAUUAAAAACAGCUGUCAAUUAAACCAAGAGCUAAAUGUGAGACAAUGGCCAGUGAUUCCUGUGUUUAAAUCACUCGUCGAUUAUAACGGCAUAAAUCAACUCGAGUUACAGCGGAUAUCGGGGUUGUUAUGGGCGGCUAAAGUGUUUGCCUAUCCAUCCAAUAAGGUGAUUAUAGACAUUACCAAUGAGCGAGAAAUGUACCUGGUCUCAAUGAAACGCAUAGACUGUCACAUUAGAGAAGUUUCAAAGUUUGUCAAACAAUUGGACAGUUUUGCCGCAAUAUGUAGUGAAGACCAGUUGUCACUACUCAGGAGCGGGUGUUUUGAGAUAAUAAUGUUUAGAUUUACGAUGCAUUUCAAUCCCCACACACCGGAAAUGGUGUGCCGUAUAGACAAUGAAUAUUCAGUGAGAAUGUGCAAUAAAAUACCAGAAUUUGCUAAAUGGAGUGGUUAUGAACGCUAUAAACCUUUCUUGGAUAAAGUGAUGCCCGAAUGGAAUCUAGAUCCUAUUAUUAUGCUUAUGUUAACAGUGAUUAUACUUUAUAACCCGAAUCGACCGAAUCUAUUACACCGAGAAAAUGUUAAACUCGAACAACAACUGUAUAUAUAUUUACUGCAAAAAUAUUUAUUAUUAAAACGGCGGUCAAAGUGGGAAUCGGCGACAAUGUGUAGCGUUUGUGGUCAUAAUAAAGGAGUUGGCCGAAAUUACUGCGCGAUUACCUGCGAGUCGUGUAAAACGUUUUUCAUGCGAACGGCACUUAAAAAUCAGUCGUUUGACUGUCCGUCGGGCGGAAAAUGCAGAAUAAAUCCAAUCACUAGAAAGUUGUGCAAAAAAUGUCGGAUUGAAAAGUGUUUUGCCGUCGGAAUGAGAAAAUUAAUAGAAAAUGACCGAGAGUAUAAUAACAGUACUAAUGACAAUUCACCACAAUCUACACAAUCGUUUGAUAAUAACUGCCAUGAAAUUGAUAUAUUGCUGGACAACACAAACAAUACGAAUGAUUCAGAGAUUACGGAUCAGAUUGUGGAGAUUGAAAACUAUGUGACACACAAUAUAUUCACCGCCAGCGGUAAACAGUUGCCACAAAUGCCAGUCAUUCCCGUAUUCCGGGAACUCAUCGAUUAUAAGGGUUUGAAUCAAUUAGAGUGCAAUCGGAUGCGGGAAUUGAUGACCGCUUCCAAUAAAUUUGUGACCGAUUUAAUCAGUUUUGCACAACAUUUGAUGGCAUUCAACACUAUCUGUCUUAACGAUCGCUUGGCUUUAGUUAAAUACGGCGGCAAAGACUUGAUUUCAAGAUCAGUUCAGCUCGAUUUGUGUAUGUUUAAACAGACACACUAUAACUCGUUGAAAUAUUACUAUGGACAAUUUUUACUGGUGUGGGAUUACAGCGACCCGAUUAUUAUAAACCUGUUGACAACUCGAACAACAACUAUAUCUACUAUUGAAAUAUCGCUCGGAAUCACAGACAAGACUACAAAAACUGAUGAUAACUUUAAGUGA
Molecule: messenger RNA, 1833 nt
Organism: Medioppia subpectinata
Lineage: Eukaryota; Metazoa; Arthropoda; Arachnida; Sarcoptiformes; Oppiidae
Source: the annotation of a GenBank genome assembly